Molecule: messenger RNA, 1658 nt
Organism: Nerophis ophidion (straightnose pipefish)
Lineage: Eukaryota; Metazoa; Chordata; Actinopteri; Syngnathiformes; Syngnathidae
Gene: cacng2a
Product: calcium channel, voltage-dependent, gamma subunit 2a
Exons: 4
Coding region: 1-981 (326 amino acids)
Biological process (GO): positive regulation of synaptic transmission, glutamatergic; neurotransmitter receptor transport, postsynaptic endosome to lysosome; postsynaptic neurotransmitter receptor diffusion trapping
Cellular component (GO): AMPA glutamate receptor complex; postsynaptic density membrane
Molecular function (GO): channel regulator activity; voltage-gated calcium channel activity
Source: RefSeq, a predicted model, not a curated record
AUGGAGUGCGGCAACAUGGGUCUGUUCGACCGCGGCGUGCAGAUGCUGCUGACCACGGUGGGCGCCUUCGCGGCCUUCAGCCUCAUGACCAUCGCGGUGGGCACGGACUACUGGCUCUACUCCCGCGGGGUCUGCAGGAGCAAGUCCAUGAGCGACAACGAGACCAGCAAGAAGAACGAGGAGGUCAUGACUCACUCGGGCCUGUGGAGGACCUGCUGCCUGGAAGGAAACUUCAAGGGGAUGUGCAAACAGAUCGACCACUUUCCCGAGGACACGGAUUACGAAGCAGACCCGUCAGAGUACUUCCUGCGAGCGGUGCGAGCGUCCAGCAUCUUCCCCAUCCUCAGCGUCAUCCUGCUCUUCAUGGCGGGAUUGUGUAUCGCCGCCAGUGAGUUCUACAAGUCCCGACACAACAUCAUCCUCAGCGCAGGGAUCCUCUUUGUGUCUGCAGGCCUGAGCAACAUCAUCGGCAUCAUCGUGUACAUAUCAGCCAACGCGGGGGACCCGUCCAAGAGCGACUCCAAGAAGAACAGCUACUCGUACGGCUGGUCCUUCUACUUCGGCGCGCUGUCCUUCAUCAUGGCGGAGAUGGUGGGCGUGCUGGCCGUGCACAUGUUCAUCGACCGCCACCGGCAGCUCCGGAUCGGGUCGCGGGCGGCCGACUACCUCCAGGGCUCGGCCAUCAGCAGGAUCCCCAGCUACCGCUACCGCUACCGGCGCCGCUCGCGGUCCUCGUCGCGCUCCACGGACCCGUCGCACUCCCGCGACGCCUCGCCGGUGGGGCUGAAGGGCUUCAGCGCGCUGCCGUCCACGGAGAUCUCCAUGUACACGCUGCCCAGGGACACCCUCAAGUCCUCGGGCACGCCCACCUACAACUCGGAGCGGGACCACAACUUCCUGCAGGUCCACAACUGCAUCCAGAAGGACCUGACGGACUCCAGCCACAGCAACGCGGCCAACCGCCGCACCACGCCCGUAUGAGGCCGCGCCCCCUUUCUAGAACCUCCUUCUUUUUCUGCAUGACUCUUCCGCGUCCACCAGGUGUGGGCGGGGCCUCGAUGACGUCGGCGCCUUCAACACCUGCUUUACUUUGGGGACUUUUGCAUUCAAACUGUGAAUCGUUGCAGCCCAAGCUGUACGCUAGUUGACUAUAUAAAAUAUAUAUAAAUAUAUAUAUAUAAUAAUAAUAAUAAAUAUAAAUGUAUUACUUUUCUAAACAAAAUGACCAAUCAUCAUAACUGAAGCAAAAAAGAGUUAAGCGCUGUUGUUGACUGAAGACUUUUCAGCUGAGAAUCAUUCUUUUAUUUUUUUUUCUUAGUCUACGUCACAAAUACUGCAUGCUAAUUGAAAUACUUCAGUUUUCAUGUGUACUUUUUUUUUUAAGAUAUUAUUUCUUCAGUCAUUUUUUUUUCUUUUCUGCUUUUGUGAGCCAAACAAACAAUGAAACUGCUUUUUGGUUGAUGGCGUUCUAAUAAUAUAUAUGAAUAUAUUCUACAGUAUGUAUGUGAUUUAUUUUUGAAGAACAACUCACACAGCCUUAGACAUUCCUUUCUUUUCUUUUUAACGUCGUGUUCAAAAAGAAACUCUAAAAGGUGCCAAAACCGAAUGAUCCGAAACUUGGAUGCAUCGAGUCCUGAUCAAUAAAAUAUGAACCCUGG